AUGAUUCCCCAAUCCCCUCCGCCCGCGAGCUCCCCCGGUCCCACCAUCCCCAAGAACUUCUUCAAUGCCUUCGCUCAGAUCGCCCAGCAUGCUGCCGCCGCAUUUGUGAUUCUUGUAUUCAUUGGCGGCAUCAUCCUCCUCAUCCACGUCCUAAUCUCGUGCUUCCGCCUGGUCUGGAGAGAGUACGCGGGGUACCUACGAAGGUUUGAAUGGUUCGACCGGGUGUUCAAGGCCCUGGAGGAGAGGAAAACCAAUGAGAUUUUUAAAGACCUCCCGCCGGUUGUGAAAUACAAAACUUGCGAGGGAACGGUGAAUCCGUGCACCGGUUGCGCCAUUUGCCUGGAAGAUUUCAAGGACGGCGAGUUGUGCCAGGUUCUGCCAUUGUGUGAUCACGCAUUCCAUUCGGGUUGUAUUAGGCCUUGGCUGAUUGCUAACCAAAGCUGCCCUAAUUGCCGGACUCCUAUUCAUGGUCAAAGUUGA
This is a messenger RNA of Rhododendron vialii, 480 nucleotides long. RefSeq names its product putative RING-H2 finger protein ATL49. Lineage: Eukaryota; Viridiplantae; Streptophyta; Magnoliopsida; Ericales; Ericaceae. The record is from RefSeq and is a predicted model, not a curated record. The coding region runs from base 1 to 480 and encodes 159 amino acids. The transcript has a single exon.